AGAAUGAGAUAAAUAUUGCAUAUAUUUAACUGUGUUCUUAAAUKUCUUAUAAGAUUAAGCUUUUGCAARGUGGGACUUCAAUAAGAGCCGAUCAAUAAACACCAGUGGUGUGACUAACGUAUACCGCUCCAAAGAUCAAAAUGGCAAAAUGUUGUCUACAUUUCGGCGCAAAGACAAAACGACUUCAUUUGUGAAAAACUACUCGUGCUUUUGGGUAUGACUCACUAAUGACAGUUAAAAACACACAGCUACGCUAUUUAAUGGAAAUGUGUUUGUUUUCAUUUAACCCAAAUAACCCGCGCAUUAAAAUUCAUGUGGUUCAGUACCUGUUGAACUUCCUUAACAAAAAAAAAAAAGAAGAAAACAACGUUAACUUCGGCUACAUCGAAGCUAUAAUACCCUUCACAAAUACAAAAACUGUGAUCCGUCAGUUUAUAUGGGAGUUAAAUGCUGUAUAGACUCGACCACUACAAUUCUUCGGAGAUUGAGUCGUUUCUUUAUUGACGCAGACACCGCUUACGCGCUUAUAGCCGAGAUUGUAUCUUUACCUUGAACAAUAAUCCAUGGCAAACUUUGGAAAGAUAUCUCAUCAAAUAAAAAAGUCUUCCAUACAAGCAAUUAAUUCCGACUCCUGAUCAUUUAUAUACAUAUAUGUUUAUCCACCGAAUUUUCCUUUUGGCUGCUACAAACUUUGUGGCAACCUUAAACCUGUUCAGGGUAUAAAUAACUGACGAGCGCAAAGGUAUUCAAAUAAUACAUAGAAAUGUAUGAGUGAAAAAAAAUAAUAAAAAAGACAAUAAAUAUGCAGACGGGAGUGUGAGCAUAGAAAAACUCACGCUGGGAGGUGCGACGUCCAAUCUCUCAACGAGAGCCAAACGCAUAAGCAUUACGAGGCAGUCAGUCGAGUGUUGUUCCUCACGGUAAGCGCAUGUGUUGUAUGGCUGUGAUAAGGUCAAAGUCGAUGCUGUUGUCGUCAUCGUUAUUCUGCCAWCGUCGUCACCAAUAAACGCAAUGAAUUAAAUCAGUGUCAAAAGUCAUGCAAACGACGGAGUUGUAGCAUUAAGCGGSGUGCUCAUUCAUUUAUUUAACGGCGCUUCACUGCCACGGUUCUUGUGUUGCAAUUGAUAGAUUCUAACGAUUUCACAAAAAUUGGCAAGACUACAUAAUACUAUCUUCCUCACUUAUCUUCCCUCGUACGCUACAAAUCUGUUGCUUUUUGCCAGCUGAGUACACAGAAACGRGUCAACAGUGUGCCAUAAAUGUUCCGACGUGUCCUUUCGUACAGCAUCAUUGGCGCCGGCAUCGUCAGCACCGGUCUCAGCCUACACACCAACGACUAUGAUGUCAAUUCGUUGGGUAUUGUGCGUCUCAGCCGUUCGGCAAUCACCGUUUUCGAUGUGGCGCUCACAUACAAACGUGAACUCUACUAUCGGGAGUGGGACAAAAGUACGCCCGAAUACAAAGCGGAAAAGAGUCGUGUACAUAAGAUAGCCGCAGAAAAGCUGCUCGAUCUCAUCUGCGUCAAUAAGGGUGUUUACAUAAAGACCGGUCAACAUAUUGGUGCACUAGAGUACUUAUUACCCAAAGAAUUUGUGCAAACCAUGAAGAUACUACACUCGAAUGCGCCACAAAACCCCGUCGAAGAUCUGUAUAAGGUCAUACGGCAGGAUUUGAAACGUAACCCCGAGGACAUAUUUGCGACAUUCGAGCCGACACCGCUUGGUACCGCCUCACUAGCGCAAGUUCACAAAGCGACAUUAAAGACGGGCGAGGUGGUCGCUGUCAAAGUACAACAUCCUUAUGUGAAGGGUAACUCACGUGUGGACAUGAAAACAAUGGAGGUUUUAGUGAAACUUAUGGYGUUAGUUUUUCCCGACUUUAAGGUUCAAUGGUUGGUCGAUGAGUCCAAAAAGAAUCUGCCUAUCGAAUUGGAUUUCCUAAAUGAGGGCAAAAAUGCUGAAAAAGUUGCCAAACAAUUCCAGAAAUAUGCAUGGUUGCGCGUACCGAAAAUUUACUGGGAACUAAGCACACCGCGUAUACUAGUCAUGGAGUAUCUCGAAGGCGGACAAGUCAACGAUCUCGAUUAUAUUAAAAAGCAUAAAAUCGAUCCAUUCACUGUGUCCAAUAAAAUCGGCCAACUUUAUUCGGAGAUGAUAUUCACAACAGGUUUCGUGCACAGUGAUCCACAUCCAGGCAAUAUAUUGGUGCAUAAAAAUCGAAAUGGACAAGUAGAAAUCGUAUUAUUAGAUCAUGGGCUCUAUGCGAAUCUAACGGACAGAUUUCGUUAUGAGUACUCCAAAYUGUGGCUUAGCAUUCUGAAUGUGGAUCGCAAGGCGAUGCGUGUACAUAGUCAGAAUUUGGGCAUCAAAGGUGACUUGUAUGGAUUGUUUGCGUGUAUGGUAACGGGUCGUCCUUGGGAGACGCUUAUUCAGGGCAUCAACAAAGUCAAAUACUCCAAAGAAGAGAAAGCCACGCUACAAAACAAUACCUCACUCGUAUUACCGCAUAUUUCCGAUGUGCUGGAGCAAGUCGAUCGUCARAUGUUGCUCAUACUGAAAACCAACGACCUGAUACGCGGCAUUGAGGCUACGCUUCGCACGCAAAACCGCAUGACCGCCUUCUGGGUAAUGUCCAAAUGCUGUGUACAUUCGACGUUCAACGAGCAGCGGUCGUUUAACACAGCGCGCUGGACCGCUCUGCGGUUGGCGGUGCGUGARAAAUGGGAGAUAUUCAAAUUAAACAUMUACUAUGUGUAUUUAGGUAUCGUGAAUUUCGGUUUCUUGGCGGCAUUAAAACAGAUUUUAUAGAGUUACGGGUAACUAAGUAACUAUGGCUUAGCAUGAUCAUGAAGAUCAAAUAUUUCAAGUUUUUUCGUAAUUGCUUUUAAAGUUUAUAUAUGUAUAAGUAAAUUAUGGUUGUAUGCGUGUACAUAUGUAUGUAUGGAUUGUGUUUAUUUAUUUUUUAACUUAAAAAUAGCCAUUUUUCGAUGUGAAACUUUUUGCAACUAAACGACAAGGUAACUGCAGCGUACAAAACAAUUUAAGUUAUUACAUAAGCUAACAUCCAGCGAGUAAUAUAAUAAAUUAUAACAACAAUAAAAUKUAUGAAUUUCUAUAUUGAUAAA
Messenger RNA from Bactrocera latifrons, 3124 nucleotides. RefSeq lists its product as uncharacterized. Gene Ontology annotation, molecular function: protein kinase activity; ATP binding. Bases 1260 to 2807 code for a protein of 515 amino acids. The transcript has 3 exons. The record is from RefSeq and is a predicted model, not a curated record. Gene Ontology annotation, cellular component: mitochondrial inner membrane. Gene Ontology annotation, biological process: protein phosphorylation; lipid homeostasis; mitochondrion organization. NCBI's taxonomy places the organism in Eukaryota, Metazoa, Arthropoda, Insecta, Diptera, Tephritidae.